Molecule: messenger RNA, 767 nt
Organism: Tigriopus californicus
Lineage: Eukaryota; Metazoa; Arthropoda; Copepoda; Harpacticoida; Harpacticidae
Exons: 7
Coding region: 212-508 (98 amino acids)
Source: RefSeq, a predicted model, not a curated record
UUGGUUGAAAACAUCAAAUUGAAAUGAGUCAUCGGAAUUAUGCCAGUGUAAAGCAUUGGCUACUUUUUACACCGGGGAAAACAGCUGAAGGGAACAUCAUCUGCCCGUUGGGUGAGCGGACAUUUUCACUCCAAUCUCUAUCUGGUCCAAACAGCAAUCCCGGUUCAGUCUUGGUCAGGGCAUUCCACUCUCAAGAACCUCACAUCUCACCAUGAAGUGGUACAUCUUUAUGUUGGCUUUGCUCCUCGUUGAGGUCGCUCAAGUCCACGACGCUCAAUGUGGCAAGGUCGAUGACGAAGACGCUGAUGAUGACGGCAUUCCCAAUGAUGUUGACACCGAUGACGACAACGAUGGCAUUCCUGACGAUGUUGAUACCGAUGACGACAAUGACGGCAUCCCUGACGACGAUGACGAUGAUGACGAAGCCGACCCGGAUGAUGAUAACGAUGGCAUCCCUGACGAGGAAGAAGAUGACGAUACCGAGGAGGAUGAGCACGACGAGAUGUAACUGAUUUGCUCACAACUAUUCUCAAUUUGUUAUUUAUAACUAAAAACCCUCAAAAAAGUUAUGCCCAAUAUUGGCCUUGUCCCGGUUGAGUGUGGUUUCACACUCAGGGAUGCCAUUUGUUUAAGCAAUAGUUUAGGACCAACCCAUCCUUUUUCCGAAUGCCAGAGUGUUAUGCUAUAUUUCACAAAAGAUGCCAAUUCCAUUAUUUGUGAAUGACUGUGGAAUGAUUCUUUACCAAUAAAAGUGUACACACAAACCA